This is a messenger RNA of Phytophthora nicotianae INRA-310, 795 nucleotides long. RefSeq lists its product as hypothetical. The record is from RefSeq and is a predicted model, not a curated record. NCBI's taxonomy places the organism in Eukaryota, Oomycota, Peronosporomycetes, Peronosporales, Peronosporaceae. The transcript has a single exon. Bases 124 to 645 code for a protein of 173 amino acids.
CCGCUGCUGCCAAUUUGGAAGGAAUUCGUGACGACGGUGCCCGCGGACGCGGAUAAGCGCAGCCCGGAUGUUGCGUGUCUUCACUGUCGUUCGGUAGUGUGUAAUGCGCGCCCAGCGAACCUGAUGCGUCACGCGUUGAAUUGCCCGGACAUGCCGGCCGAGGUACGUCUCAGUCUACGGGCCGAUAAUCCGCCACCCGCGACGGUGACGCGCCAAGAAUUGAAUGCGGCAAUGGCGGAACGCCAGCAAGUGACCCAGACUCAAAACCGGAGCGAAGACGGCGAAACGGAGGAGAACGAGACGGCUGUGACGGAGCGUCGCCCCGUGCUAGGCAAACGCCCGCGCGUUGGAAGCGACCAGGACAAUCUAGAGCGUGUGCUGACGUCCAUCCGAGAUGUGAUGGCUCAGACGCUGGAGUGCAAGCAGCAAGAGCUGCAGCUGAGGAGGGAGGAACUCGAGUUUCAGAAGGAGGCGCUGGCCACGAAAAUGGAGGAGCGACGCCAAGCGAGAGAAGAGGAUCGGAGGGACAGACGCGAGCAACGCGAGGCGGACAGACAGGAGAAACUCGAGUUGGCACGGAUCGAGAACGAGAAGAACCUGGCCUUUUUGAAGGCGGUGAUGGAGUCGCAGCAGCAGCGGCGAUGAAUGGCAAGCUGCAAUUUGCGUGUUAUUGGCAAAAAGAACUGGUGUUUUGAUUAUAUACAUCCGACCCAGAAUUUAAAACUCAUGUUGCUAGUUUCUUGCUACGGUAGUUAUCGUUUCUAAAGGCAUUCAGCGCUCGAAUUUCUCCCACAG